AUGUUGUUGAAAUGUAAUGGUGAUCCUAUUGCAACUAUUGUUAACAGUACUUUCCCUCAGUUCAACGGUGGUAUAAUUGAUGGUAGCUGUUUUCAUAGCAGUGCUAUUUUAGCACCAACAUUACAAGUUGUCAAUGAAGUGAAUGAAUAUAUGUCGGACUUGACUAUAGGUGAAGGGAAGACAUAUUUCAGUUCUGACACCGCUUGCAAAGCUGAUGGUACUUCUACUGUACUUGCAGAUGUCCAUACACCUGAAUUCUUAAACACUAUUAGAGCUGCAGAUGUCCAUACACCUGAAUUCUUAAACACUAUUAGAGCUUCAGGGUUGCCAAAUCAUGCUUUAACAUUAAAGGUUGGGUCACCUGUAAUGUUAAUGAGGAAUAUUGAUCACAGUCUAGGACUAUGCAAUGGUACUAGAUUGGUUGUUACAAGAUUAGCUGAACAUGUGGUUGAAGGAAGUUUGGUUGUUACAAGAUUAGCUGAACAUGUGGUUGAAGGAAGUAUACUUGCAGGACCAAAUGCUGGCACUAGGGUUUUGAUUGCUAGAAUGACGAUAAUGCCAUCUGACACAAGAUUGCCUUUCAAGUUCAAUAGAAGACAAUUUCCUCUCAUGUUGUCAUAUGCAAUGACUAUCAACAAGAGUCAAGGCCAAACUUUGUCCAAUGUUGGUUUGAUCCUUAGGAAACCAGUAUUUGUCCACGGACAACUAUAUGUUGCUGCAUCAAGAAUAAGUCAACCAAACGGCCUCAAGAUUUUAAUUUGUGAUGAUUCAAAAAGUACUCUUAGCAGUACAACUAAUGUAGUUUACAAAGAAGUUUUUAACAAUUUGUAA
This is a messenger RNA of Ipomoea triloba (trilobed morning glory), 831 nucleotides long. Its product is annotated as ATP-dependent DNA helicase PIF1-like. The transcript has a single exon. Bases 1 to 831 code for a protein of 276 amino acids. Lineage: Eukaryota; Viridiplantae; Streptophyta; Magnoliopsida; Solanales; Convolvulaceae. The record is from RefSeq and is a predicted model, not a curated record.